Messenger RNA from Chenopodium quinoa (quinoa), 1362 nucleotides. RefSeq lists its product as uncharacterized. The record is from RefSeq and is a predicted model, not a curated record. Lineage: Eukaryota; Viridiplantae; Streptophyta; Magnoliopsida; Caryophyllales; Amaranthaceae. The transcript is spliced from 13 exons. The coding region runs from base 109 to 951 and encodes 280 amino acids.
CUUACGAAAAAGUUUAAUUAAUUCAACUCCACCUCCUCUUCUUUCUUUCUUUCUUACGACGACGGACGAAUUAGGGUUCCUCGUCGAUCUCGAAAUUCCUCCAUUACAAUGGCGCUUCAAGCUGGAAUGGGCGUUUCUCGACUCCUCCUCUUUAUCGGAGCUGGUUAUACUGGAACUGUUCUUGUCAAAAACGGCAAAUUAGCUGACAUAAUUGGCGAACUUCAGGCUUUGGUGAAGAAUUGGGAGAAUUCAGGUGACUCUGCAAAUUCUGAUUCUGAGCAAAUGGCUGCACAGGUACGCCGGUUGGCACAAGAGAUUCGGAAUUUAACCUCAUCGCGGCAAAUUACUGUGGUGAAUGGGUCUGGUGGAAUUGAUGGUUCUUCUCUAAUUCUUCCGGCUGCAACCUUGGGUGCUUUGGGCUAUGGGUAUAUGUGGUGGAAGGGUCUUUCUUUCUCUGAUCUUAUGUACGUGACCAAGCGUAAUAUGGCAACGGCAGUCGCAAAUUUGACAGCAAAUCUGGAUAAUAUCACUGACAGACUCGCUAAAGUAAAGUUACACUUGACUCAAAGGAUUGAGAACCUGGAUGGGAAAGUUGAUGAGCAGAGGGAGAUCUCAAAACAUAUUAAUGAUCAGGUCUGUAAGACUCGUGGUGAUAUUGACAAAGUUACCAGGCAGCUAUAUUCCUUGCAGGAGACAGUUUCCAUUUUGGAUGACAAGAUGGGUUUAUUCGAAGAGAAACAGACACUUACACUUAUGGGUGUGGAUUACUUGGUCAACUUUGUUGAUGGGAAGACUUCAAAGGCGCCAGGGCUUUCUCAAAACUUUCAGGAUCAACUUAAACUUGGCAAAAUGCGUGCUCAGCUCCCAUCUUCAAAUGCUCUUGGCCUCCAGGGCCUCAAAGCACUCGCAGACUCAGCAAAUGAGAUCAGAUCCAUCAAAGGUGUUGAAUGACCAUCCUUAUACGAACUUGACAAGUGGGUUUUAAUCUCUUCAGGUCUGCUUCAGUCAAGGCCUUAUAAGUUCUGGAAAUUUCAGGCUGCUGUUGGAGAAGGUCAUAUAUGGCAAUAAAUUUCACAAACCGUAUAUAUUAGUGAGCAGAAAGGUUGUAGGAAGAAAAACCAUUGCGAUGUUUUUACUUGCUUAAAAAAAAUUAUGGGCUACCUAAAGCUUUUUUGCAUAACCUCAUAUGUUCAAAGUUUGAUGUACAUCUUGAGCUCAAGAUCUAACAAUGAACCUUUUAUUAUUCAAAUACUAAAAUAUCCACCGAAAUAUUUUUGCAUCAGAUUGCAGAAUGUGAAGUAUACCACUGCGAAAUGAAACAUUGUGUAUUUUUGUUUUGUACUAUUUUCUAGUUUUUAUUUA